Messenger RNA from Teleopsis dalmanni, 418 nucleotides. RefSeq lists its product as uncharacterized. The record is from RefSeq and is a predicted model, not a curated record. The coding region runs from base 29 to 370 and encodes 113 amino acids. NCBI's taxonomy places the organism in Eukaryota, Metazoa, Arthropoda, Insecta, Diptera, Diopsidae. The transcript has 3 exons.
UUCUCAUUUCAUAUCUGAAGUUAAAGAAAUGUGGUUUACAAAAUUUCUCGCACUUAUUUUAGUAUUUUUCAUUAUAAAUAUUUUCGAGCCACUACUACCCCAAGUCGCUGGUGAUAGACAAUUGGAUGAGGAUUGCAAAACCCUAAGGGUGCGAUGUGGAUAUUGCAUAAACAAUCUAAAGUUUGAACCGAGUGAUUACAUACUGAUUAACGAUUUAAAUCAGAAAUGUCGAAUGGAUGUUGGACGCAAAUAUGUCUGGAGGAACCUUAAUUCCUGCGAUAUGGUGUAUUUACGUUGCAAGGGAGUUAAAAAUAAAAUCGAUUGCAGCGUUCUGGCAGAUUUGGCUAAGAUGAGAAAGCGUUUACAUUAAUUUUUGUUUUCAAUCAAAAUAAUUUUUAUAAUAAUUUAUUGAGGAAAA